This is a messenger RNA of Ascoidea rubescens DSM 1968, 341 nucleotides long. RefSeq lists its product as uncharacterized. The record is from RefSeq and is a predicted model, not a curated record. Lineage: Eukaryota; Fungi; Ascomycota; Saccharomycetes; Ascoideales; Ascoideaceae. Bases 55 to 264 code for a protein of 69 amino acids. The transcript has a single exon.
GAACCAGCGUGCUUUGCCUUGUCAAACGGAAAAACAUCUUCACUAUACACUUUCAUGACUGUCCUUUAUCCAGAUUUGCAAUUUGCACAUCUCACACGACCUGUAAGCGUUGGUUGGAGAUUGGGUUUACAAUUGACUUCUGCUUUAUCUUCUUUUAUUUUCUCAUUUCUUAUUGGCUUUGUCUUGCUUGUGUUGUUUGUGCUGUUUUUUGAUCUGUCCAUGUUUUUGUUCGGGACUGGAUUCCGUAGAGAUUUCAGCUUGUAACCAACAAAAUGUUUAAAUUAUCAAUACUCUUUUUGGACCCUCUUAUCUUAAAAUGUUUACUAAAUGCAAAAAUUAUU